UAAAAAACCCCUUGUGCUAUCUGCAUAGGGGCACUAUUUGCAAUAAACUCAAAAAUAAACCUUAGAAGCCUCACAGAAGUUUUCACAUCUCACCAUUUGCAAUUUGCUCAAAAAGUUCUCUCUCUCUCUCUCUCUCUCUCUCUCCCAAACAUACUAGCAUUCUCAACAAAGCAAUGGUAGCAGAAGUGGUGGCAGAAGCUGCGCUGCGAGCAGCCAUCCAAGUUAUACUUCAAAAUCUGACCUCAGUUUCAGUGGAGCAAAUCAACCUCGUUCAAGAUUUCAAUGAAGAUUUGAAAAGGCUAAGAGGUUCCGUCUCAAUGAUUUGGAGUUUCUUGAACGAUGCGGAGAAGAAGCAAGUGAACGAUGAAUCUGUCAAACAAUGGUUGAAGAAGCUUGAAAGUGUAGCUUACGAUGCCGAUAAUGUCUUGGAUGAGCUCCACUAUCAUCAUAAGAAAAUCCAGACUCAACACAAAGUGGAGAAAAUGGUACGAGGCUUCUUCCCAUACUCGAUUCGUCAUCCAAACACGACACGUAGAAUCAAGGAUAUCAAUAAAAAGUUGGAAGAGAUUAAUCACGAGGCGAUCAACUAUGGCCUUCAAAAGGCUGUGGUAGGUGCAUAUGCUCCUAUUGAUGGAUUAGGCCCAUCUGCAAGCACAGAAACCGAUUCGUUUACUAUCGAUCCAAUUUUUCUUGCAAGAGAAAAAAAUGUGUUUGAAAUUGUGAAUAUGAUCACUGAUCUUCCAAAUGAUCAAGUAUUCUCCAUCCUUCCAAUUGUCGGUAUGGGUGGAUUGGGCAAAUCAAGCCUAGCUAAGAAAGUGUUUGAUCAUGAAACCGUAAAGAAUCAUUUUGCUAAGCGUUUCUGGGUGCAUGUCUCGGAAAAUUUCAAUGUCGUGAUUCUUCUAAAAAAGAUUCUUACAUCGUUAACAGAAACAAACGUCGAACUUGGAAAUAAACAAGCACUUUUGGAAAAGUUUCAAAAAGAUUUGGGAGCUGAAAGAUUUUUACUCGUUCUCGAUGAUGUUUGGAAUGAUAGUCAAGAAAGAUGGGAUGAAUUUAUUAUUCCCUUGACAAGGAUUAGUUCUGCUAGUGGAAAUGGCAUUAUUGUUACUACGCGAAGUGAAAUUGUUGCUUCAAUGGUGACAACUCUUCCUAUUCACAAACUAAAUACCUUGUCAGAAGAUGACUGUUGGUCCAUAAUCAAAGCAAAAGCGAUUGGGGAAGGUCAUAUCCCAUCAGAAUUUGAAACCAUUGGAGUAUCUAUUGCAAAACGAUGUCAAGGUUUGCCAAUGGCCGCUAAAGUGGUUGGAGGAUUGUUGCGUGGUAAGCCAAUUGAUGAGUGGCUCUCUAUCGAAAAGAAUUGGCUCUCCGAUUUAGGAGAUAGAAAUUCAAUUUCCAAGAUUCUAAAACUGAGUUUUGAUCAUUUAUUGUCACCAUCACUCAAAAAGUGUUUUGCAUAUUGUUCGAUAUAUCCAAAAGGAUAUGACUUGCAAAGAGAGCGCUUGGUUGAGUUGUGGAUGGCAGAAGGAUUUCUUGGAGGAAAUGAUGAUAUGGAGAAUGUGGGCAACAAAUUAUUUAAUCUUCUUUUAGAGAACUCGUUGCUACAAGUUGUAAAGGCAAAUUGCUAUGGCGAUAUAACAUAUUAUAACAUGCACGGUCUUGUACAUGAUCUAGCAUCCUCUAUUUUAAAUUCAAGCGACCAAGUUCGGUACAUUGGCCUGCAGUCUAUUGAUGGUGAAUCGUGUAUCCUGAAAGAACAAGCAAGUUGUGUUCGUUCGUUGAUGUUCAAUGAGAAAAUAUGCGCUCUCAUGUUCUCAGAAUUCAAAUCGCUCCAUGUUUUGAUUUUAAUGGGCCAUUGUGUUGAAGAAUUGCCAAGCUCGAUCAGAGAUCUCAUACAUUUGAGAUGUCUCGAUAUUUCAGGCAUAAAAUAUUUGAGAUGUUUGCCAGACUCUAUUGGUGAACUCUAUCACUUGCAGACAUUAAGAGCAUGUUAUGCUCUGGAGAAGCUGCCAAACACAAUGAAACACUUGAUCAGCUUGAGACAUCUCCACAUUCCUGCUUGGAUAGAAUUGCCUCCAGAGAUGGGAAGAUUAACUUCUCUAAGAACACUACCAUAUUUUGGAGUGGGCGAUGAAAAGGGUUGCGGAAUUGGUGAGCUCGGAACCUUGAAGAAUCUCCAGGGGGAACUGGAGAUUUAUAAUCUUGAUAAGGUGUACGACAAAGAAGAAGCUAAAAGAGCAGAAUUAUUACAAAAGUCAAACAUAGUCAAGUUAAAGCUUGCUUGGAGAGAAGUUGACAAUAGAGAAGGUGAAAAUGGCGAUGAGAGUGUGUUGGAGGGCCUCCAACCCCACCCAAAUUUAAAGAGUUUACAAAUUUAUGGAUUCGGAGGAAGAAGUUUGGCGUUGUGGUGUUCAAAUAUGGUGGGGCUUAAUAAUUUGAUGGAGAUAAGACUUGAAAACUGCACAAAAUGUGAGCAAGUUCCAACGCUAGGGCCCUUGCCACGCCUGAAGACCCUUCAUUUGAUUAACUUGGAGAAUGUGAAAUCCAUAGAUUCGUUAUUUUACGGAAUCGACAAUUGUAGGAGAUGCAAUAAUACAAUUACUGUAUUCCCGGCACUUGAAAGGCUAGAGUUGGUAGGAAUGUCGAAGUUGUCAGAGUGGUUAGAAGCAGAGUUGAUGCCAUAUGCAACUGAGAAUCAACAACUAUCUCAAUUACUAUUGGUGGUAUUUCCUUCCCUUAAAUACUUGGAGGUUAAUGGUUGCGGAGAAUUGAUGAGUGCUCCUAGUCAUUUUCCAUGCCUUCAAGAAUUGGGAAUAUCUCGAGUGCAUAGUGGAGUACCUUUGGCAAAUAUAUGUGGGGUCAACUUAACCUCACUUGCGAAACUCCGAAUUGUGUCAAUUGAUGGAUUGGUGUGUCUCCCAGAUUCGUUAUUCCAUAACAAUCAAAAACUAUCGUCGCUGAUGAUAUGGAGAUGUCCCAACUUAACGCAUCUAGUUCGGCGCUUCCAAAAUGGCGGUGCCUCUGCAAUGAGGGAGUUGGAGAUAUGGGAUUGUUCGAAAUUGACAGAAUUACCGGACAAUCUACACAGCCUCAUUGCUCUCGAGAGAUUGAGUAUACAUCGAUGCCCAAAUCUGGAGACAAUACCAUAUCCACAUGAAUCACGCAAUCAGCAAUUAUUAGGCUUCAGUUGCCUUCGCCAAUUGAGUGUCACUCAAUGCACAAGGCUAACCAAUUUGGCAAGCGAAAUGAUAGAGACGUGUGCGUCGUCCCUCGAGAAGUUGGAAUUGCGUGAGUUGACAAGUUUAACCAACGUGGGGAUGGUGAUUGGGUAUUGCUUGCAGAAAAUGCCUCGUCUCUCGAAAUUGGUCCUUGUUGAUGUUCCGAUGAAUACGAUGAUCACCACUGAUUCGGUUGGUGUUUCUCUUGGCUUAUGUAGCUUGAGAAAGCUAAGGAUCGGCACAUGCGACGAGUACUCACAUUCGUCAGAUGUAGUUGAUGCCAUCUUGAACGCAUCGUCCAAAUCUCUUCGUAUAUUAGACUUAGACGGGACAGAGCAUAGUCGGGAACUACCGGAUCAGCUUCAACAUCUCUCUGCUGUUUCUGAGCUAUGCUUAGAAAAUUUCGUUGAGAUAGAAGAAUUACCUGAUUGGGUGAUUGGGAAUAACAACAACAACUACAACAACUUGUCAUCGUCUCUGCAGAAGUUACGUAUAUCCAACUUUAAGAAGUUGUGUCGUUUGCCAUCUAAACAAGCCAUGCUACGCCUCACCAAAUUAACCGAUUUAAAAAUCGACAAAUGCCCGAUGCUAAAUCUAAACGAGAGACGAGGUGCAGAUGAUGAUUCUGAGUGGCCCAAAAUUUCCCAUAUCCCCAACGUUAUUGUGGACGACGAAGUAGUAAUUCCAACUAAUACACACUAAGAUGUAAGUAUACUUAUUUCUCUUUUAUAUUGGAUUAACCAGAUUAUAUUUGUCUAAUUUGUUUUUUUUUUUUAUUCUCUUGGAGUUUAUCAAUUAAUUAAUUACUACAUGAGAGAAACAUUGUACUUCAUUGUCAAAUAAUAUUUGAACUUUGCAUUCAUUUCGUGCCCUGCACAACUUAUUCUCUUGAUUUGUUCAGUUUUUCUGCCAGUUCAAAGUGGAUUUUUUGGUUUAUGCUAUCACUUAUGUAUGCAUUUUUCUUUUCAUUUUUAUGACUUAAUGAAAUAAAUAUUAUUUAAAAAUUUUGAAUUCCAAAUGCCAAUCAGAAUUUGAAUCUAUUUUUUGUAUGCCAAAUGCCAAAAAGUAGGGGUGGUUCCAUAAGCGAUCGAACCAUAACGAACUGAAAAUUUAGUAAUUACUGAGCCGAGCCGUGUAUAUCGGUUUGGUAAAUGGAAAUGAAAUUAUGGCAUAUCGAAUUUCGAUUUACCAAACUUUCGGUAGGAUUCGAUACAGAUUACCCAAAUAAAUAUCCAUAGCCAAAACAAAUUUAAUUUAUUAGAAGAAAUUGUAAUCUUUUUAUUUCGAAUUAAUGUUU
Erythranthe guttata (spotted monkey flower) is the source of this 4512-nucleotide messenger RNA. Its product is annotated as disease resistance protein RGA2. The record is from RefSeq and is a predicted model, not a curated record. Gene Ontology annotation, molecular function: ADP binding. NCBI's taxonomy places the organism in Eukaryota, Viridiplantae, Streptophyta, Magnoliopsida, Lamiales, Phrymaceae.